Molecule: messenger RNA, 1436 nt
Organism: Pungitius pungitius (ninespine stickleback)
Lineage: Eukaryota; Metazoa; Chordata; Actinopteri; Perciformes; Gasterosteidae
Gene: cdkn2d
Product: cyclin-dependent kinase inhibitor 2D (p19, inhibits CDK4)
Exons: 3
Coding region: 169-663 (164 amino acids)
Cellular component (GO): nucleus
Molecular function (GO): protein binding
Source: RefSeq, a predicted model, not a curated record
CUGAAGACACUGCUGUGUAGAUCUCAGCGCGCAAAUGUAUUUUCUAAUGUUUAUAAACUUUCCUAGUUUAAAUUUUAUUUAAAAAAUACCGGUCUUUAGAAACAGCGGGACUGAAGGUCAUUGCGACGUUGUGGAGUUUAAGGAACCGAACAAGAACUAGAGACUAUAAUGGUCCUUAGCCAAAUGGAUGCCGGUAAAGCUUUGACGGCGGCGGCAGCCAACGGGAGCACGAGCGAGGUGCUGCGGAUCCUGGAGGAAUGCAGAGUGCACCCGGACACGCUCAAUGAAUUCGGGAGGACUGCGCUACAGGUGAUGAUGAUGGGGAACUCCAAGAUCGCCGGUUUGCUUUUGGAAAAAGGAGCCGACCCCAACGUCCAGGACAAACACGGCAUAGCGCCUGUCCACGAUGCGGCCCGGACCGGAUUCCCGGACACCGUGCGGGUUCUGGUGGAGUACGGCGCUUCGGUGAACCUCCCGGACCAGAGCGGCGCCCUGCCCAUCCACAUUGCCAUCAGGGAAGGCCACCGGGGUGUUGUGGAGUUCUUGGCGCCGCUCUCUGACCUGAAGCACGCCAACGUAAGUGGUCAGACGGCGAUAGAUGUGGCCCGGGCCUCGUGUGUGCCCGAUAUCAUGGACUUGCUUUUUGCUCACAUUCAUAGUUAGUCAGAAGUGUGGGGGCCUUCUGGAUAACCCUGAUCCAACUUUGAUUCGGCUUCAAACCUGGUCACUUGAAUUCAUUGCUGUGUAAAGGAUUAAUUGUUUUGUUACUAGGGGAUCGGCAUUAAUAUGUGACGAGGGACAUAUUGUCCUGGCAGCUUAUUUUCAGUGGAUGGGUGGCUAUAUACAGUAGACACCUCUUUUGCACAGUGCAAUUUAGGCACCUUAUAUAUCCAUUUUCCCUUUUUAAUUGGGAGUGCACAUUUGAAGAUCGUUUCCCUAGUGUUUUGUAAUUUUUGCAUUCAUUUCCAUUGUGAAACAGUUUAAACCUUUUGUGUUUUUAAACACUUUUACAAAACUUGAUGUGGUGCACCCUGAUUGCUUUUCAUAGUUUUGUUUCUCAUUAGAUGUACUUAGACUUUGGAUUUACUCUUAUUUAUUGUUGGAAUAUAACUGAAUAUUCCUGUGACUUUGUAAAUAGCAACAUUUAUUGUGGUUUGUUAAAAUGUUAUUUAUAUAAAUAAUUUUAAAACAAAAGUGAGAUUAUUCACUUUGGUAUUUGAAGAGCAAACACAGAAUAAAGUGAACUUGAAGUCUUGAAUCCCAUCUUUUUUUUAUAUUCCUAAACCGUGAUGUGUAAGUUGUGAAUUAGACUAAUGGAACUCAAAGCAUCACCAUGGAAUGAGUUUCCCAAACCUCAUGAUCGGGGUCAUGAUUGAUAAGAAAGAUGACAACCCUGUUCUCUGACAAAUGUGUUUAAUUAGCUAUUUUUUUCUUUG